Molecule: messenger RNA, 2835 nt
Organism: Gryllus bimaculatus (two-spotted cricket)
Lineage: Eukaryota; Metazoa; Arthropoda; Insecta; Orthoptera; Gryllidae
Source: the annotation of a GenBank genome assembly
AUUCGGGGAAUCGUUCACGGAAUGUUAAAAAUUUACCAUACUUGAAUCAAGGAUUUUACACAAGAUUAACGUUAGCGCCCCAAGCGGUUCCAUGUGAAAUGAACACGGGCUUUGCAUAUGUGUUAACUUUCCGUUAUAUGACAUAUCUUUGGUAUCCACACUUGCUUUUGCGAUUUGCGAAGCAUGUUGUAACAUUGGGAUGUGGGAAGGUUAUUGCCAUUCACGUUUACUUUUCACAAGUUACAUGUUUCCGAUACGCCUAUUUCACUUCAUCUGAUCGCCAUCACAUUUAAGAAGAAAUAUUUCAUGCGCUAAUGUUUUAUUAAUGUAUUUGAAAAGUCUUUUGCUGCUGUUAAUGUUUUACACCUGCGUUUAUUGUUUACCUUUGCGGUGAACCAAACACUUCUUUUGAAAUAAAAUUUGAACAUAGAAUAGAUAGUUCGCUGAAAGAAAAUGCCUCCAAAAGCCAAACCUGCUCAACCGAGCAAGAAGACUAUUGAGAAAAAAAAAGAAAAAGUUAUUGAGGAUAAAACAUUCGGAUUAAAGAACAAAAAAGGGGCUAAGCAGCAACGUUUCAUUCAGCAAGUGCAAAAUCAAGUCAAGAAUACAGGAAGCACAAAGAAAGGAGAUGUAGAGAAAAAAUUAGAAAAAGAAAAGAAGUUAAAGGAGCAGAAAGAAAUGAAUUUGCUUUUCCGACCAGUAGCUUCUCAAAAAGUUGAAAAAGGCACGGACCCCAAAUCUGUUUUAUGUGCAUUCUUCAAACAGGGACAAUGCACUAAAGGUGAUAGAUGCAAAUUUUCUCAUGAUUUAAGUUUGGAGCGUAAAUCAGAGAAACGCAGCAUGUAUGUUGAUAUGCGUGAUGAAAAUGAAGAAACAAUGGAAAAUUGGGAUGAAGAGAAAUUGAAAGAAGUAGUUGAAAAAAAGCAUGGUGAAGCUGACAAGAAGAGACCACCUACAGAUAUUAUCUGCAAAUAUUUUCUGGAUGCUGUUGAAAAGAGCAAAUACGGGUGGUUCUGGAGCUGUCCAAAUGGUGCUAAUUGUAUAUAUCGACAUGCCUUACCACCAGGGUUUGUUUUAAAGAAAGACAAGAAGAAAGAUGAGAAGAGAGAAGAAAUUUCUCUUGAAGAUCUCAUUGAGAGGGAACGUGCUGCUUUAGGUUCAACCCUCACAAAAAUAACUCUAGAAACUUUCAUUGCUUGGAAGAAGAGGAAAUUGAAAGAAAAGAAAGAAGCCGCUUUGAGGGAAGAAGAAAAGAAACGAAACGAUUACAAAGCUGGGAAACAAAUAGGGAUUUCAGGGAGGGAGAUGUUUUUCUUCAAUCCUGACUUGGCAGCUGCUGAUCAAUAUGAAGAUGGAGAUGAGGCCUUUGAUUCAUACAACUUUCAAGAGGAAGAUGAAGAGUCCGAGGAAAAUAUCAGGUACCGGGAAAUUCAACUGGAUAUUUUGGAGAUGGAGGCUCAAGAAGUGGAUGGUUCAGGAACCCAGGCUACUGAAGAUAGGCUUAAAAGUUCUGCCGUCAACAAUGACAGUAACCAAGUAAAUGGUGAUGAAACUGCAUCAGCUGUUCCUAUUAAUGAAAAUUUAUUUUUGGAUGAUGAGUUGGACGAUCUUGAAGAAGAUAUUGAUGAUUUGAGUUUGGAUGACUAACAGGGGCUAAAAUAUUACAAGAGAUGUCAUCACUUCGCUUGACGAAAGGGAGCAGCCUCUAGUGACAUGGAAGUUGUGGAUGAUGCUAUACCUCAGCUACAAUGAAGUGCCAAGGAAAAAAGGUUAUUGGUGACUGAAAGAUGUAAGAGAGUGUUUUCCUGAUUUCUUGAUUUACAAAAACUUAAGAUAUUUUGGAAAUUCAAGAGGACGACAUUUCAGUUACUGCAUAAAUGGAUCCUUUUGUUCUGCUAUGUUUGCUCCAGUAACCUAUGACGAUGUUGAUAGAUCUCUCAAUUGAAGGUUAUUUGACAGAAGGUACGAAUUAUUCACUGAAAAUUAAAAAAAAAAUAUAUAGUUGCUUUAGGUAUUCAAAAACAUUUGGAAAUUCAAGGUAUUUUGCCAUAAAUGAUCUUUUCAUCAAAGUUUAUCUAACUUUUAUUAAAACUGUUGUGAAAUCCAUAUUCUGUACCGUUGUGUUAAACUGUAAUUGUGAAUUUAUUAUUAAAAAUAAUGGAUUUUAUUUUGCAUUUUUUUGCCUAUUUUAGCUGUGUGAAGUGCCUUUGUGUCUGUCUAUUUUAGAGCUCUAUAGUGCCUAAAGUUCCGGUCUUCAAUGAUUAUGGUGUGUGGACACCUAAAAAAUUGUCUGUCACACCUAAAAAAUUCAAAUAUAUUAUAGUCAUUACAAUUAUUUACAUUCAGUUUGUGACAAAAUGACCAAUCUGAAAGGGAAAAAAAUUGAGCAUAGGCUUUUAUGAUUAACUGGCGAGUGAAAGAUUGUUAAGUGAAAUACAUUAUUAUGUUUUAAGGACUUUAGCUCUUUUUCUUUUCUAUGAAAACAAAAUUUCCUAUCCCUUCUUAGAAAGAUAACAUUUUAGUAAGUAUCUUCAGAAAUUAUAUUUAUUACUGAAUGAUGACUGUGAGUCAGCAGUAUUCACUUUGUUGUCUUGUUUACAUAUUGAAGAAUUGAUGUGAAUUUACAGUACAUUUAUUGUAAAAAUAAAUAUUGUUCGAUAAACAAUUUUUGAAGUUUCUUAACAAGAGGAAUAUUUAUAGUUAAGUGUUCAAUUUAUGAACAUUUCUGCAAUAAAUAACUCGAAUUUGCAUGAAAAUUAUUGAUGGAUAACUUUUGAAGUAGUGACCUUGUAUUCCUUAAAAUAAAUGGAUGAUUUAUAGCCCAGUCUAAUUAAG